Messenger RNA from Pseudocercospora fijiensis CIRAD86, 777 nucleotides. RefSeq lists its product as uncharacterized. The record is from RefSeq and is a predicted model, not a curated record. The coding region runs from base 1 to 777 and encodes 258 amino acids. Lineage: Eukaryota; Fungi; Ascomycota; Dothideomycetes; Mycosphaerellales; Mycosphaerellaceae. The transcript has 11 exons.
AUGCCUUCGAUUAACCCGAUUCGCAACAAUCAGUGCAUUCCAUCUCUUUACCUAUGGUUUUGGCAACCACGGCCCGAUAGGAACGUGUUCCUUUGCCCUGAAAGAUCCAUCUGGCCCUUGCAUCAGACCAAGUCCCAAAGAGGUGACUUGCAUUGUGAAUCUGGCACCAAGGCCUGCUUCAAGGAGAUUCUGGACCUGAUGACUGAUGUUGCGAUUGAUCGUCUUCACAUCGAUGAUCUGUACGCCAUGUCCCAUCUCAGCAGCACACAAGUUAUCGUCGCUGCCGCGGGCUCGCGAUUGGGGAUCCCGUCUCGCUGCUUCCGUCAGUAUCUUCAGCAAGACACCCACAUCUCUGGUGGCAAGGAUAUGUUCAACCUUGGGAGAGAAGAAAUCGUAUUUGGCGCACAACCUCUGCAGGAGUCCCAGGUUCGGUCUGCGGUAAGCGUUGAGUUACGCAAAGCCGCACAUAAGGCGCAGGUUCGCAUCGACUUGACAAUCUUCGGCAAUGAUAUGGGUGCUCUAUUUCUGCCAAUCUCCACCUUAAUAGUAUCGGAUGAGCUAUCGCUUCUCAGCUCCAGGUACAGAUCUUCUUCUUCCUCGUACUUCGGAAACAGUAUUGCCAUCUUGCGUGGAGUCGGACCAAUGUUGAAUGGCGGUUCUGAACGGAAUGACCCUUUCUACCCACAUCAGCACCUGCCUUUCAUCAUGUCGCCGUCGGUGUUCGCAUUUGCAAGGGAUCCACUGAUACACAAUGCCAACGCAGCAAUACUGAACUGA